AUGCUACGUCCACUGAUUCGUUCCGCCUCAUCGGAGUCUGUCUUCUAUGAUACUCUGCAAGUACCUUUCACCGGCACAGAGGAGUUGACGGCGCCGGUCCCUAUUAGCACCGUCAGUCCAAGUGGGAACAUCCGCGGUACCAUCAUCUACGCUGCGCGGUUCGUGACGACGACGAUCCUGUACACCCCGACCGGCGACGAACCGACAACGCCGGUCCCGCUGUCCACUAUCCAGCCCUCGGGGACCGUCUCCGGGACCGUGAUCAUUGGUACACCCGCGCCUGCAUCCUUCAUCACGACGACCAUCCCCUACAGCCCGACCGGAUCCGACGUCACGGGACUCGUCACGCUCACCACCUUGCCGGCGAGCGGGACACAGCCGGCGCUGGUCGUCAUCGGCUCGCCGUUGGCGCAAGCGGUUUUCAUCACGACAACAGUGACGUCUUCGGUGCCGGGCCCUACGACGGUGACGACGAUCCAACCUUCUGGCACGGAGCCUGGGCUCGUCAUCAUCGCGGUCCCCAACUCCCUGGAAUCUUCUACGACUUCAGCGACCUCGUCUGAUGCAGAGUCAACAUCUUCGAGCGAAGUCAGCUCGGAUGUGGUCUCGACCACUUCAUCAAUUCCCGCAUCGACAACCGAGAGCACCGAGAGUUCCGAGACCAGCAGCAGUACGGAAUCAAGUGUUAGUAGCACUGAUGCUAGCACUAGUAGCAGUGUCCAAGACAGCAGCAGCAGCAUCACCGAUGUAGAAUCAGCCACAACGGAUUCGACAUCUCUUGUUUCUUCUACUCUUUCGACGUCUUCAAGUGAGGUCACGAGCAGUACUGAGCCUAGCAGUACAGAGGCUAGCAACACGGGGACCAGCAGUGCAGAGUCUAGUACUAUUACAGAACCUAGUAUCACUGAAACUUCCAGCACGGGAUCAAGCAGUACAGAACUAAGCAGUACAGAGUCUAGCAGUGCCGAGAGCUCUAGCACAGAGACCAGCAGCACAGAGACCAGCAGCACGGAGUCUAGCAGCACAGAAACCAGCAAUACCGCGACCAGCAGUACCGAGUCUAGUAGUGCUGAGAACUCUAGCACAGGAUCAAGCAGCACCGUGACCAGCAGCACCGAUUCUAGCAGCACCGAGACCAGUAGUACUGAGACCAUCAGUACCGAGACCUCCAGUACCGAGUCCAGCAGGGCAGAUUCUAGCAGCACCGAGACUGGCAGCACAAGUUCAAGCACCACCGAAUCUAGCAGCACGGCGACCAGCAGCGCAGAUGCCACCAGUACUACAGAUUCUUCUAGCACGGAAGCAAGCAGUAUAGAGUCUACCAGCACAGAGUCUACCAGCACAGAGUCCAGCAGUAUUACAGAAUCCAGUAGUACCGAGACCUUCAGCACAGAAACCACCAGUAGUACAGACACCUCGAGCACGGGACUAAGCAGUACGGAGGCUAGCAGCUCAGCUACAGACAUCUCCAGUUCAGAAUCCUCGUCAGAAACAUCCAGCUCUGCAUCACAGACCACUAUCUCUACCGAUACGUCUUCAACUACUGCAGCAAGCAGCUCAUCUGAGGACGCCUUAUCAACAACAUCUGACAGUUCCACGAGUGCCAGUGAGACAACCACCUCGGACACGAGCACGGCGGAUACCAGCACAUCUGAGAUCACGCCGGCCCCGUACAUCACAUCCGAGGUCUUCGACACGUCAGUGACUGCGCCGAUCACCAUCUCCACCGUUCUGCCCACGGGAAGCUCGCCCGGCGUCUACAUCGUGGUGAACCCUGCGUCGUAUGUGACUUCAGAAGUGACCUACACCGGCUCCGAGUCUCUCACGGCGCCUUCAACCUUGUCCACCAUCCCGCCCUCUGGAACCGCGCCGGGGACCUUCAUCGUCGCUCGGCCGGCCGCCCUCUACGUCACAUCUCAACUCAUCUACACCGGCCCAUCGUCGAUUGAUGAACCUGUUCCCGUCAGCACCAUCGAGCCAAGCGGCGGAUCACCAGGUACCGUUAUUGUGGCUGUCCCUGCGUCCUUCUACACCACAUCUACGGUGAUCUAUACCGGUACCGAAGACUCAUUCGCUGUUCCUACGGCCAUCUCGACCGUGGCCCCCUCUGGCACGGCUCGUGGCACCGUCCUCUUCGCGGCCCGUUAUGCGGUGGCAAGAGUCCCGUACACGGGGACUUCGAUCAUCACGGCGCCAAUCCCCGUGGCCACGAUCCCUCCCAGCGGCACCGCGCCUGGGACAAUCGUCUACGCGGACCCUCCGACAACGGCGGACUAUGUGUUUUCGACGGUCUUCCUCACCGCUGCGGAUGCCCCCGAGGAGACGACGUUCACUUCCAUCGCACCCAGCGGCACGACGCCCGGCCUGAUUGUCGUCGGCAGGCGAGCAUUGUUCGUCACGGUCACGAGGCCUUAUACUGGAACAGACCUCCCUACUGGAGUUUCAACGGUGUCGAUAGUCCAGCCGUCCGGAACGGAGCCCGGUACGGUCUAUCUCCAAGUCCCAAUCACGACAGUAUCGGUUCCAACUACAACAGACGCGUCUAGUUCCUCGGCAUCAACUACGAGCGAGGAGACUUCUAGCGAGGUAUCCAGUAGCGAGUCUACAUUUUCGACCGAAUCAAACUCUUCUCCAGACUCUGCAACCGCAGAGACGACGUCCACUACGUCGUCGCUCUCGUCUGAUACAGAAACAACGUCAAGCACGUUCAGCAGCUCCAGUUCUGAGUCCACGUCGGUGUCAUCAGAACCGCUCUCGACCACAGCCUCUAGCUCGGAACUCGACGCAACAUCGACGACGUCGGCAAGUUCCUCGACAAGUGAGACCUCGGAAACCUCAACCGAGUCCAGCACUGAGAACGUUUUGACAUCUUCAAGCACUUCUUCCGCCUCCGAAUCCUCUUCCGAGUCCUUGGCUUCCUCUUCCACAACCAGCUCAGGCUCGCCCAGCAGCACUUCCACAACCGAGGAAACAAGCACCUCGGAGACCUCGACGAUUGAAACUAGCUCUUCGACCUCGACAACUUCCUCGAUUGAGUCAGAGUCAGGGUCUUCCAGCUCUUCAACCUCACUCGACUCUGAGAUUACUCCCUCUUUCGUCACCACCACCGUGCUGUACACCGGCAGCGAGACCCUUACCGGACCUACCCCCAUUUCGACCAUCUCACCGGUUGGCACUCAACCAGGCACCGUGAUCAUCGGGACACCGCUCUUCGCCUCUUUCGUUUCGACGACAGUCGCCUACACCGGCACCGAGGUCUUGACCGGCCCGAUCCCGGUGUCCACGAUCCCGCCCAGCGGGACUCAACCAGGCACCCUGGUUUUCGCGACCCAAGUCCUCGAGAGCAGCUCUGCCUCCUUUGUCACAACCACGGUCGCUUACACGGGCAGCGAGACUCUGACGGGACCUUCGGCCCUGACAACCAUCCCUCCCAGCGGAACGCAGCCGGGCACCGUGGUCAUUGCGACGCCUGUCUCGGAGGGCCUCGUCUCCUUCGUCACAACCACGGUCCCAUUCACGGGCACCGACGUGUUGACGGGCCCCUCGACUUUGACAACGAUCCUGCCUACCGGCACCGAGCCAGGGACCGUCGUGGUCGUCACGCCGCUCUCCUCAGCAAGCCUGGAAGCCUCCUUCGUCACCACGACGGUGGCUUACACGGGAAGCGAUGUCAUCACCGAGCCGACGCUCAUCGCCAGCAUCCCGCCCAGCGGCACUCAACCUGGAACUCUCGUUUUCGGGACUCAAGCGUCCGUGGCGCCGGCUUCCUUCGUCACGACGACCGUCCUUUAUACCGGAAGCGACACCAUCACCGGCCCCGUCCCGUUGACCACGAUUGCGCCGGCGGGAACGAACGCCGGGACAGUCGUCAUCGCCACACCGGCCUCGGAUCCCGGCUACGUCACGUCAACCGUGUUGUACACCGGAAGCGAUCCCAUCUCCGAGCCGACGGUCAUCAGCACUGUGCCGCCGGUUGGUACGACGCCUGGCACACUCAUCGUGGCCACCCCGGCUUCGGUCGAGGCGGCUUCAUAUGUCACCACCACUGUUCCAUACUCUGGAAGUGAAACGAUAACUGGCGCCAUCGCUAUAUCAACCGUUGCCCCAGUUGGAUCUACACCGGGCACAAUCAUUGUGGCCACCCCCGUGUCCGUCGAAGCAGCAUCGUACGUCACAACCACCGUUCUCUACUCUGGAAGCGACACGAUAACUGGUGUCGUCGCUAUAUCAACUGUUGCUCCUGUCGGCACAACACCCGGUACUAUCAUUCUGGCCACUCCGGCUUCCGUUGAGCCCGCUUCGUAUGUCACCGCCACUGUCCCGUACUCUGGCAGUGACACGAUAACCGGCGCCGUCGCCAUUUCGACUGUGGCCCCAGUUGGCACAACACCCGGCACGAUCAUCCUGGCCACUCCAGCGUCAGUGGAAGCCGCUUCAUACGUGACAACUACCGUCCCUUACUCCGGAAGCGAUACGAUAACCGGUGCCAUUGCCAUCUCAACCGUCGCUCCCGUUGGAACUGUACCGGGCACUGUGAUUUUUGCGACUCCGGUCUCCAUAUCCAGCUCGAGCCUUUCAGAAUCAUAUGUCACGACCACCGUCCUUUACUCUGGCACUGACACAAUCACCGGCGCCACCACCGUAUCAACCGUUGCCCCUGUUGGUUCUGCACCAGGGACAUACAUCGUGGCCACUCCAGCCUCGGUUGCGGCUGCCUCGUAUGUCACAACGACUAUCCCCUAUACAGGCAGCGAGCCCAUCACUGGCGCGACUACCUUGACCACCAUCCCCCCCAGUGGAAGCAUCGACGGGACUGUCAUUGUUGCGACCCCUGGGUCCAGCAGCAGCAGCAGCAGCAGCAGCAGCAGCAGCUCCGACGUGUCGCCGUCGUACGUGACUACCACGGUCUUGUACUCGGGGACCGAUUCCAUCACCGGCCCGGUCCCGGUUUCAACGGUCCCUCCGAGCGGGACCGUCGCCGGCACCAUCGUCUUCGCCAUCCCCGCGUCAAGCUCCGAGGAGCCUCCUGUGUCUUAUGUCACCACGACGGUGCCGUACACGGGAAGCGACACGAUCACGGGUCCGACUGUGCUGUCGACAGUCUCACCAAGCGGCGGCAAUGCCGGGACGGUGAUCGUAGCCACUCCGGUCUCGAGCUCAUCCACCUCCGAGCCCUUCACCUCGUUCGUCACCACCACGGUCUUCUAUCAAGGAACAGAGCCCAUCACCGGACCGGUGCCCAUCUCAACCAUCCCACCGGCCGGUACUACGCCCGGGACGCUCGUCAUUGCAAUUCCGUCUUCUCAGUCGUCCAGCACGACGGUAUCCGAGGCCUCAACCUCCUCUUCGGAGCCGGUUCAGUCAAGUUCGGACUCUAGCACGUCGUCGUCGUCAUCAUCAUCGUCGUCGUUGGAGCCUAGUACUUCCACGUCUGAAUCAACGACUUCGACAGCAUCGUCUGAGUCCACCACUCUCGGCGCGCCAACCAGUUCAUCGGAAUCCACAACUUCCACGUCAGAGUUCGAGUCCAGCACCACCUCCCAGUCUGCCACGAGCAGCACGUCAAGUAUUACCUCAGACUCCAGCACUUCCCCGUCCGAGUCCGAGUCCGCAACAAGUUCGUCCUCUAGCUCUGUUGCAACUACUUCAAGCUCUACAACAUCAGAAGCCGUCUCCUCGACCUCGGAAUCCAACAGUUCCACUAGCAGUUCCACAACUGAGGUCUCCACGUCAAGCUCGGAUUUCCCAACUUCAUUUGUCACCACAACCGUUCUGUACACCGAGAGCUUCAUCACAGGCCCGACUCCCCUCACGACGGUCCCGCCAAGCGGUACGUUCGCCGGGACGGUCAUUAUUGGAACGCCUCCGUCGGUCCUUGCCGCCUAUGUCACCACGACAGUCCUGUUCACGGGUAGCGAGGUGAUAACGGAGCCGACGAUCCUGACCACGGUCCCGCCCAGCGGAACGGUCUCGGGAACCGUCAUCAUCGCUACCCCGGCCUCGGUCUCGGCGACUUACGUCUUCACCACAGUCUUGUACGACGGCAGUGUUCCGAUCACCGGCCCGACAGCCCUCACCACCAUUGCGCCCAGCGGCACGAUCGCAGGAACCGUGAUUUUCGGCACCCCUGCGUCGGCCGUCACCUCGUACGUCACCACGACCGUUCCAUACACCGGAACGGAGCAGAUCACGGGGCCCAUCGCCAUACAAACGAUCCUCCCGAGCGGCACCAACGCCGGUACCGUGGUUGUGGCCACUCCCGCUCCGGCGGUCACCUCGUUCGUGACCACGACCAUCUUGUUCCAGGGGCCAGAGGAGAUCACAGGCCCGACUACGCUGACCACCAUCCCCCCCAGCGGCACGAACGCAGGCACCGUCAUCGUGGCCACCCCUGUGCCGCCGGAAACAUCGUACGUGACCACGACGGUGCUGUACACUGGUCCCCAGACCUUGGCUGGGCCGACCACUCUCUCGAGCGUCCCUCCACGCGGCACCACGCCCGGUACCAUCAUAAUCGGCACCCCGGCACCUCGAUUCGUGACCUCGGAAGUCCUGUACAGCGGCACUGGCGUCCUGACUGGGCCCAGCACCAUUUCCACGGUACCCCCGAGCGGUACGGCCGCUGGGACUUACAUCGUCGCCACGCCGGCGGCCGUCUAUGUCACUUUGGAGCAGUUCUAUACCGGAGCUGAUGGGGCCGUCUCCACGCCCACGGUGGUCUCUACCAUCCCGCCCAGUGGCACCGCGCCAGGCACUUUCAUCGUCGUCAAUCCGGCCGUGUUCGUCACCUCUCGAGUGUUGUACACCGGGACAGACACCGCCGUCACCGCUCCCACGGCUGUCUCCACGAUCCUGCCGAGCGGAAGCACACCGGGCACAAUCAUCGUGGCUAGUCCCGGCAUUUAUGUGACGUCGUCGGUGAUUUAUACCGGGACGGACCCGGCGUUCUCCGCUCGGACUACGGUUUCCACGAUUCUGCCGAGCGGAAGUGCACCGGGGACAUUCGUUGUGGUCAAUCCAGCAGUCUAUGUCACUUCGACAGUGCUUUACACCGGCACAGAUCCGGCGUUCACGGCACCCGCUCCGGUCUCGACUAUCCCACCCAGCGGCACAGCUGCUGGUACAAUCAUCGUAGCCAGUCCCGGUGUCUACGUUACCUCCACAGUGCUCUAUACCGGCACAAACCCGGCAUUCACGGCGCCGACCCCGGUCUCGACUAUUCUGCCCAGCGGUACGGUUGCCGGGACAGUCAUCGUGGCCAGCCCUGCUUCUUACGUCACGUCGUCGGUGCUCUAUACCGGGACGGACCCGGCAUUCACGGUACCGGCUCCGAUUUCAACUAUCCCACCCAGCGGGACGGCCGCCGGAACAAUCAUCGUAGCCAGUCCCGGAGUUUACGUUACCUCUACAGUGCUCUACACCGGCACAGACCCGGCGUUCACGGCACCGGCCCCGGUCUCGACUAUCCGGCCCAGCGGCACGGCUGCAGGGACCAUCAUUGUAGCCAGUCCCGCUUCCUACGUUACCUCCACAGUGCUAUACAGCGGCAGUGCAACUAUUUUCAGCCCCUCGGUGAUAUCUACGGUGCCACCCGUCGGCACGCAACCAGGCACAAUCAUUGUAGCUACGCCCGCGCCUCGCUUUGUCACAUCCCAAGUUCUGUACAGCGGUACUGAGACGCUCACGGGAGCGACGACUAUAUCAACCGUUGCGCCCAGCGGGAGCGCGGCUGGCACGUACAUCGUUGCAACUCCUGCUUCCUAUGUCACCUCCACAGUGCUAUACAGCGGCAGUGCAACUAUUUUCAGCCCCUCGGUGAUAUCUACAAUACCACCCGUCGGCACGCAACCAGGCACAAUCAUUGUGGCCACGCCUGCCCCUCGUUAUGUCACUUCGCAAGUCUUGUACACUGGCUCAGAGGCCCUUACAGGACAGACUACCUUGUCGACUAUUUCCCCCAGCGGGAGUGUGGCUGGCACUUACAUCGUGGCAACUCCUGCUUCCUACGUCACCUCCGAGGUCUUGUAUACCGGCACCGGAACACUCUCGGGCCCUUCACCAAUCUCCACGGUGCAGCCCGUUGGUACGACGCCGGGCACAAUCAUCGUGGCAACCCCGGCGCCUCGUUUCGUGACUUCCAGAGUCGUCUAUACUGGUACCGAGGCACUCACUGGAGAAACAACGCUCUCGACGGUUGCUGCCUCCGGGACGACGCCGGGCACUUACAUCGUGGCGAGCCCGGCCUCCAUCUACGUGACUUCCACCGUUGUGUACACUGGCUCAGACACGAUCUCGGAGCCGACAGUGAUCUCGACGGUCCCUCCCGUUGGAACGAGGCCAGGCACCAUCAUUCUGGCAGCUCGCUAUGUCACGUCCUUGGUAGACUACCAGGGCACCGUCCCGAUCACGGGCCCCACGGCGAUAUCGACGGUCGGGCCCUCGGGCACGGCACCGGGUACCUUCAUCAUCGCCACCCAAGCAGCCAUCUUCGUCACGUCUUCAGUCCAGUACUCUGGAUCCGGCACGAUCAGCGGCCCCUCGGCCAUCUCGACGAUCCCGCCCGUCGGCACGCGGGCCGGCACGAUCAUCGUGGCCACUCCGCCCCCGGAACCCUCGUACAUUACGACGACCAUCUUCCUCACGGCCUCCGACGCGCCCGAGACUACCACCGUCGCGUCCAUCCCGCCGAGCGGCACGAACCCCGGCACGAUCGUCGUGGGCAGGCGAGCAGUGUUCGUGACCGUCGUCGGCCCCUACACCGGGACGGCGACCUGGCACGGUGUACGUGCAGACACCGACGACGACGGUGGCGAGGUCGACAACGGCUACGUCCAGUUCAUCCUCGACCGUGACUUCCACCAGCACUACUACCUCAUCACCGUCGAGUACUGCGUCGAGUACUGCAUCCUCGACAAGUUCGAGCUCGUCUUCUUCCAGUUCCUCAUCAUCGCCUUCGAGCUCGGCUUCAUCUACAAGCUCAAGCUCGUCCUCAAGCUCGCCUGCUGGCACUGCCAUCAACACACUGCUGACGACGUCCACCGGUUCCACGCUCUCUACACUGACGAGGUCCACUUCCUCAUCCACGUCGUCUACUUCUCCUGCUACUUCCUCCUCCUCCUCGACCUCGUCGUCGUCCUCGUCUUCGUCUCCGUCGUCGUCGUCGUCGUCCUCUCCUUCCACCUCUCCUUCUUCAUCCAGCACUUCAUCUCGAACUUCUACAACAAGUACUACCACGUCGUCGUCGAGCUCUUCCUCUUCAUCCUCAAGCUCUUCAUCUUCAUCUUCAACCUCUCCUUCUUCGUCGUCGAGCAGUUCAUCCACUACCUCCUCUUCUCGGACUACAACCACCACCACAACCUCACCGUCCAGCUCUUCGUCCAGCUCUUCAUCCAGCCCCUCUUCAACUUCUUCUUCGACUUCUUCGUCAAGGACCAGCAUAGCAGCAGCAGCAGCAGUAGCAGCUCAUCGUCCACCCGCAUUGUCGCUUCUGCUACGCGUGGACCUGCCUUCUCCUGUCCUACAACUGGCUUCCUCAUCCAGACUCGCACGCUCUUCUCUCUGAAUCUCGCUUCCGGUGCCCGAACCCAGAUCGCCGACAACAUCGGUGGCGAUACGAAUCGCAACAUCAACGCCAUGGGUUACAACGCCAGGGAGGAGUACCUCUACGCGGUCAGCCAGGACAGCGACGACUACAAGGUCAUCCGCAUUCUCGCCAACGGCUCAACGCAAGACGUCGCACCGAUCAGGAAGCUCACGCCGAAUCUGUUCAAUUCGGGAGACGUCGACGAGAACGGCCAGUACUGGAUCUCGACCGGCGGUUUGGAUUGGUACCAGUACAACUUGAACCCGGGCACGGCUGGCUACGGCACCCUCGUCGGCAGCGGAACCCUUGCCGGCACGGGCGGUUACACAAUCGGCGACUGGACAGUCGUCCCCGGCGCCGGCGGUGGUGAUCUGUGGUCCCUCGGUGUGAGCGGGAAGAGCGCGUUCCUCCUGCGCUGGAACAAGACCACCAAGCUCUUCACGGUCGUUCGCGAGCUCGGCAACCUGACGGGCGCCUCCGGAACGACGGUUCCCUUCUGGGGUGCCUCCUACGCGACGAACGACGGCUUCCUCUUCGCCGUCGAGAACGGGAGUGGCCAGAUCUGGCGUAUUUCCGUGGCCGGCACCGUUCCCAACCUCAGACUGAACGACGCUCCGGCCAGUAGUCAAAACGACGGUGCAAGGUGCUUAGACUCGGGCGCCAUCGCUGUCUGA
This is a messenger RNA of Colletotrichum higginsianum IMI 349063, 10257 nucleotides long. RefSeq names its product cell agglutination protein mam3. NCBI's taxonomy places the organism in Eukaryota, Fungi, Ascomycota, Sordariomycetes, Glomerellales, Glomerellaceae. Gene Ontology annotation, cellular component: nucleus. The transcript is spliced from 8 exons. The record is from RefSeq and is a predicted model, not a curated record. Bases 1 to 10257 code for a protein of 3418 amino acids. Gene Ontology annotation, molecular function: single-stranded DNA binding; DNA endonuclease activity. Gene Ontology annotation, biological process: nucleotide-excision repair.